Messenger RNA from Lepus europaeus (European hare), 804 nucleotides. RefSeq names its product mediator complex subunit 21 (gene MED21). Gene Ontology annotation, biological process: regulation of transcription by RNA polymerase II. Gene Ontology annotation, molecular function: transcription coregulator activity. The transcript has 4 exons. Gene Ontology annotation, cellular component: mediator complex. The coding region runs from base 60 to 494 and encodes 144 amino acids. The record is from RefSeq and is a predicted model, not a curated record. NCBI's taxonomy places the organism in Eukaryota, Metazoa, Chordata, Mammalia, Lagomorpha, Leporidae.
CGAAAGCUGGCCAAUCGCGUAGGAGCAGCUGCUGCAGCGUCUCUGCGUGCGGGAGGAACAUGGCGGACCGCCUCACACAGCUGCAGGACGCCGUGAACUCGCUUGCAGAUCAGUUCUGUAACGCCAUUGGAGUGCUGCAGCAGGGUGGGCCUCCUGCCUCUUUUAACAACAUUCAGACAGCCAUUAACAAAGACCAGCCUGCUAAUCCCACCGAAGAGUAUGCCCAGCUUUUUGCAGCACUUAUUGCACGAACAGCAAAAGAUAUUGAUGUUUUGAUAGAUUCUUUACCCAGUGAAGAAUCCACAGCUGCGUUACAGGCUGCUAGCUUAUAUAAGCUAGAAGAGGAGAACCACGAAGCUGCCACCUGUCUGGAGGAUGUUGUGUACCGAGGGGACAUGCUUCUGGAGAAGAUCCAAAGUGCACUUGCUGACAUCGCACAGUCCCAGCUGAAGACCAGGAGCGGCACCCACAGCCAGACCCUGCCGGACUCAUAGCACCGGCGCGUGCCGGCGGCUAAGAACUGUCUCAAGGCCAUUAAGAAUUCUACUUUGGAUUGAAUGUCAGCCUUACCAGCAGUUACAGAAACGUUGAACGUUAUGACAUGUUUUACCUUUGUAGCUGUUUUUAAAAUCUUCUAUUUUUACUCUUGAUAAACAAGCAUAUAAAGUUGAUCGAACCAGCUUUAAACUGUCCUUAAACUAUCAGUUUUUUUAAUCUGAGAUUACUAAGGCAGAUGCUGCAUUUGUGAUCAAAAUACAAAUAAACAUGCACUGUUCUUUUGUGACAAAGCUUGUAUGUUGUUUA